Messenger RNA from Cladophialophora immunda, 1716 nucleotides. RefSeq lists its product as uncharacterized. Bases 1 to 1716 code for a protein of 571 amino acids. The record is from RefSeq and is a predicted model, not a curated record. The transcript has 4 exons. Gene Ontology annotation, molecular function: oxidoreductase activity. Lineage: Eukaryota; Fungi; Ascomycota; Eurotiomycetes; Chaetothyriales; Herpotrichiellaceae.
AUGGCAGCAGCAAUCUCACCGCCGCCAAGUUACAUUAACCCUCCCGACUUGCAUCCGCCGUUGGGCUAUUCACAUGUCAGCACUGUUGGGGUUGCGACCAAAAGCGGGACGGUGGCCGGACAGGUCGGACAGGACUCAUCAGGACAGACUAGCCCGGCGUACGACACGCAGGUCGCCCAGGCGUUUGCAAAUCAACGGUCUUGUCUCGCCGCGGCGGGCACUUCGCCGACGAACGUCACCAAGCUCACCUACUACGUAGUGGACUACGACCCCAGUAAGCUUUCCGCUGUCGGAGAUGGUCUUCAAGCUACCUUCGCGUUGGACAGGUUCCCUCCCUGCACGCUUGUACCGGUCCCGGCACUGGCUUCCCCCGAGUUCCUCUUUGAGAUUGAUGCCACCGCAGUGGCACCAGACGAGUCAACUGCAGGCACAGUGUCGGACGUGGUCGUAAUCGGCGCUGGUCUGAGCGGGUUGGAAGCGGCUCGCAAGAUUCAAGCCGCGGGCCUGUCGUGCCUCGUGCUUGAGGCAAUGGACCGAGUGGGAGGGAAGACACUGAGCGUGCCUUCCGUCCCGGGCAGAGCAACCAUCGACGAUGUUAGAGCUGCUUGGAUCAACGACACCAGCCAAAGCGAGAUGUACAAACUGUUCCAAAGAUAUCGUCUGGAGCGUGACUUUCAGAGGACAUCUGGAAACACUUUGCACCAGGAUCGAGACAGAACUGUUGCUGCGGCUCCAUAUGGGAACUCUCCACUGAGUGAGGAGGGUGCAGGUGCAGUCGCCAAGCUGUUGCCCGCAUGGUCUCGGUUGAUCGAAGAGCACAAUCUCGAGCACCCUGCAAUGAGUCCGCAAGCGGAGCGACUCGACGGUAUGAGCUUUGCGCGCUACCGCGAGGACGAGUCGAAGUUGCCCGCUGUCGUCGAGGUUGCAAACCAAAUCACUCGUGCUCUGCUUAGUGUGGAAGCUGAUGAGAUCAGCGCCCUUUUCCUGACCGACUAUAUCAAGAGUGCAACCGGCUUUACCAAUAUCGUCUCGGACAAGAAGGAUGGCGGACAGUAUAUACGGUGCAAAACAGGUAUGCAGUCAAUCUGCCACUACAUGGCGAAGGAACUCAAGCCGGGUUCGCUACAGCUUCAUACCCCCGUCGCUACGAUCCAACAGACGGAGCGCGGCUGUGUAGUACGAUCGUCCAUAGGCGCAGUCUUCCGGAGUAAAAAGGUGAUUGUUUCGGUGCCGACAACUUUAUAUCCCACCAUGACUUUCUCGCCACCUCUUCCGGCUAAAAAGCAGGCGUUAGCCGAGAACUCUAUCCUCGGCUACUAUAGCAAGAUGGUUUUGGUGUGGGACAAGCCAUGGUGGCGCGACCAAGGCUUUUCGGGCAUCCUGCAAUCUCGCGCCGGCCCUGCUUCAUUCACCAGAGAUACCAGCAUCGAAGCGGCUCAGCAAUGGUCAAUUAGCUGCUUUAUAGUCGGCAACCCGGGCCGGAGGUGGUCCCAACUCUCUCAAAUGAUGCGAAAGAAAUCUAUCUGGGACCAAUUCCGUGCAGCCUUCGAACACGCCGGGGCUCGGGUCCCAGAACCUAUCAACUUUAUUGGUCUAAGCAGCAAAACGUCGUUGGUUUGGAAAAGAUAUAUGGAGGGUGCCAUCCGGUCGGGUCAACGAGGCGCUGAUGAGGUGGUGGCCAGCCUGCUGUCGACAUCUGUCGCCGCCGAGGGCUAG